UGUUAUUAUACUCUUUGAAUUCAUAUAAGUAAACGUUGAUUUCUUACAUCUGAUGUUUUUUUUAAAUUGUAAUUUAAAUUUAAAAAUCAAGGAAUAAUACAAUUACGAUAAUUUUAUUUCUAUUCGCAUAUGUCAUCCAUCAAAAGGCAUCCAUUAAAUAAGUGCAUUCCAGAGUAAACUUUGCUCCGCAACUUUUAACAAUAGUGUUAUUACCUCUUAUUAGUAGUUUUUUUUGCUUGCUUGCUUAUUAUUAUUUUUAGUUGUAUUUGAAUUUUCUGAAAUUAAGUGAAUAUAAAGAAGAAAACAAUGAAAAAUUAGACUUACAAUAGCUUAAGCCAAAAAUUAUCCUAUUUUACUAUUUUAGGUAAGUAAUUUUUAAAUGAAUAAAAGGAUCUAAAAAAACUUGUAGAGAUGUGAAAAAAGGGAUUAAAAAUCAAGAUUAGAUUUUUUAUUUUACUUGUUCCUUAAUUUUUUAUAGAGUAUUUCUUUUAAAAAUCGGUACUGAAUUAGAAUUUAUUUUGAUGAAGUUCAAAUUGCAGAAGUGAUUUGAAACGCGAUUGUAAUCACCGUUCAGUUUGAAAUUCCUCCAAGAAUGAGAAUGGAAAUAUUCAGAAAAAUUCCAAGAAAUUGAAGAUUAAAAAUCGUUCCGAAAUUUCAAUCUAAGAGAAAAUUAAUUGGUCACUUGGCUCAAUUGUUCAAAUUCGUCAAUUCUGUCUCCAUUCAAAAUCCCAGAGUGAAUGUUUUAACACAAUAGUUGAUAAAGCUGAUAAGCGAACAAAUGAAGAGAUACGGAUUGCUUCACAAUGCAAAAACGAUUGUAGAAAAUACCGCAAAAAAGGCACAGAGUAAGCUCUCCGAUGCACAGAAUGUCGCAACCGAAAAAUACAAUGUCGUUGCAAAAAAACUUAGCGAUCAGUCUAUCAUAAUGCAAGAUUUAAAUGCCAAGGCGUUAGAACCGAGCGCACCACUGCCAGAAAAAAUCGUUAAAUGGUGGCAAUGGUACAAUCAACUAAUAGGAAUGGAUACAGUUGAAACAACCAGGAGGCAAGUAAUUGCCCUACAAGAUAAGCUAUUUACGUGUUAUGACAAUAGAAGAACUUUGAAUAAAGAAUUCGCAGAUAACACUGUUAAACUUCAAGAACUCUAUGCAGAAUUACUAUUAACUAAACGAGAGGAUCCAAAGUUUCUGCAGUUAACUAUAGAAGAACACAGGUCUUUGCAAGAACAAAAGAAACUUCUUAAUCAGGUAGCAUUAUUUGAAAAGGAAGAAAGGGACAAUUUCACGCAGCUGGCAACUGCGCUAAAAGACCAUCAAGUUAGCCAAAAUUUAAAUGCACAGACAUACAAGUAUUUGUCUAUCAUCGCUUCUGCCGUAAUAGCGAUUAUAUCAUUGAUUGGUUCAAUGAUACUUAACAAUAGGAGGAUACUAGACGUACGAAAUACUAUAGAAAUAGCACAAGAAAAGAACACUAAUGAACUGUCUAGCAUUAAAAGCAUGUUGGGCUCAUUUGAAACAAAGUUUUCUCAACAAUUAGAAAGUAUCCACAAGAAACAAGAAAAAAUAAAUGCAAUAAGUGCUGAUUUAAACAAGGAGCCAAGUAAAUCUAAUACGUCUAAUAUUCUCGUAUCUUCUGCCAAAUAUUCAGUAAAUUUUGUGAUUUCAGGAUUAAGUUAUGUUAUGAAGGGUAUUUAUGUAUGUGGAUCUUAUAUUUUUCAUAAAUAACAAUUUAUGUACAUCAAUGAAAAUUUACUACAAUGGGUAACUUUUAUUAGAACUUGUGAGUUAUUGAAAAAGCUAUUGAUAGAAAUAUUGUUUUAGGAUUGACACAAAGCUUACUCUCUGAUAAAGUGAGAAACUGUGCUCGCUGUACACUUGCCUACUAAAACGCUCCCUAUUUUUUAUAACUUUUACACGUAAACAUAUGUUGUGAGCAUUUAUUUUCACUAGAACACAUUAUGUAUCAUAAUAAUAUUGUUAAAUUUUACAUAAAGAUAUAAUAUAUAAUAUAUAAUAUGCAAACGCGCUAAUUUAUAAAUUUAAUUAUAAUAUAAAAUAAAUUUUUAUAAGUGCAAAUUAGUAUUAAAUUGUUACGUGAUGGAAAGAUGAAAUAACUUGAGUAAAAUUAUAUAUUGUAUACCUUUUGUUAUACAUUGAUAAAAAAUGUUGUAUAAAUAUGAUAUUUAAGAAUUAAACGAUCAUUACAUGCAAGAAA
Molecule: messenger RNA, 2213 nt
Organism: Monomorium pharaonis (pharaoh ant)
Lineage: Eukaryota; Metazoa; Arthropoda; Insecta; Hymenoptera; Formicidae
Exons: 4
Coding region: 779-1723 (314 amino acids)
Source: RefSeq, a predicted model, not a curated record